AUGGGCAACGCGAGCGGCAGGCUGGAGGACAUCGCGGACGCCGAGAUGGACGAGGGCGGGCGCGGAGGCGGCCACGUGCGGCGCGCGUCGUCGACGGGAUACGUCGGGGGCGUGAGGGGUGGCGGCGGAGGUGGCCCCGGAGGAGGGGGUGGAGGGUCGUCCUCGCCGGGAAGCCCCCCGCGGCCGCACUCGCCGCGCAUGUUCGUGCCCCAGAGCCCUGUAACUCCACUGCAAAGAGCUUCAGAUGUGCCACCUCCGGUGUUCAACCAGAUACUGAUGCGUGAUCAGGAUGAUUCCGACGGCCCCCCUCCAAAGAGGAUCCCUACUUUGCUUGUGUGGCCUCAUGGAGGCAAGUGUAUCUUCGUGGAAGGAUCAUGGGAUCACUGGACAUCAAAGAAAACCGUUCAGAAAUCUGGGAAAGACCACACCAUCCUGUUAGAGCUUCCAUCAGGAGUUUACCGGUACAGAUUCAUCGUCGACGGGGAAAGAAGAUACCUCUCCGAUCUUCCCUGUGAGACCGACAACGUGGGCAACAUCGUGAACCUUCUUGACGUGAAUGACUUUGUGCCGGAAAGCGUGGAGAGCGUGUCGGAGCUGAUGGCGCCGCCCUCCCCGGACUCGAGCUACGGGUUCCAGAUCCCUGAGGACAAGGAGUUCGCCAAGGAGCCCCCCACCCUGCCGGCGCAGCUCUACCUUGGCGUGCUCAACUCGCGGAGCGCGGAGCAGCGGGAGUGCGCGCGUCCGAGGCAUGUGGUGCUGAACCACCUCUACAUCGAGAAGGGGUGGGGCGCGCAGCCGCUCGUGGCGCUCGGCCACACCCACCGAUUCCGGUCCAAGUACGUCACCACCGUCCUCUACAAGGCCAUCGAGCGAUAG
This is a messenger RNA of Triticum turgidum subsp. durum (durum wheat), 876 nucleotides long. The record is from the annotation of a GenBank genome assembly. Lineage: Eukaryota; Viridiplantae; Streptophyta; Magnoliopsida; Poales; Poaceae.